CUGAAGGCCCUCCUCUCCCUCCCACCAGACCCGCCCUACACAGCGCCCCGCCCCGGACGCGGGUGAGGGCGGGUUGCUGGCUGCUCAAGCCGCCUGGAGUCCACAGCCGAGCCCCAGGGCUGCGGCGGCUGCCUCCUUGCGACCCGGCUGGCCCGUUCGGCAGCCGGGAACCCGGAGCCCAUGUCUUCAGCCCCCAACCCCUACGAAGGCUUCUCGUGCGGAGCGAGGCGGUAGCCAGGAUAUGGACCUGUAAACUCUGAGCCAGUCCUAUGAUCCUGAGCACGUUGGCCCGGGAAAGGAAGGCGCCCCCCGCCUGCACCUGCAGUCUUGGUGGCCCCGACAUGAUCCCCUACUUCUCUGCCAACGCGGUCAUCUCGCAGAACGCCAUCAACCAGCUCAUCAGCGAGAGCUUUCUAACUGUCAAAGGUGCUGCCCUUUUUCUGCCACGGGGCAAUGGCUCAUCCACUCCAAGAAUCAACCACAGACGCAACAAGCAUGCAGGUGAUCUCCAACAGCAUCUUCAAGCAAUGUUCAUAUUACUUCGUCCAGAAGACAAUAUCAGACUGGCUGUAAGGUUAGAAAGUACCUAUCAAAAUCGUACUCGCUAUAUGGUGGUGGUUUCAACUAAUGGCAGACAAGACACUGAAGAAAGUAUCGUCCUAGGAAUGGAUUUCUCCUCUAAUGACAGUAGCACUUGUACCAUGGGCUUAGUUCUGCCUCUUUGGAGUGACACCCUAAUUCAUUUGGAUGGUGACGGUGGGUUCAGCGUUUCAACAGAUAACCGGGUUCACAUUUUCAAACCUGUGUCUGUGCAGGCAAUGUGGUCUGCUCUACAGAGUUUACACAAGGCUUGUGAAGUAGCCAGGAUGCAUAACUACUACCCAGGCAGCCUUUUUCUCACUUGGGUGAGCUACUACGAGAGCCAUAUCAACUCUGAUCAGUCUUCAGUUAACGAGUGGAAUGCUAUGCAAGAUGUGCAGUCCCACCGACCUGACUCGCCUGCUCUCUUCACAGACAUACCAACAGAACGUGAACGAACAGAAAGGCUAAUUAAAACCAAAUUACGGGAAAUUAUGAUGCAGAAGGACCUGGAGAAUAUCACAUCCAAAGAGAUUCGAACUGAGCUGGAAAUGCAAAUGGUGUGCAACUUAAGAGAAUUCAAGGAGUUUAUAGAUAACGAAAUGAUAGUGAUCCUCGGUCAAAUGGAUAGCCCAACACAGAUUUUUGAGCAUGUGUUCUUGGGCUCAGAAUGGAAUGCCUCCAACUUAGAAGACUUACAGAAUCGAGGGGUUCGGUACAUAUUGAACGUCACUCGAGAGAUAGAUAACUUCUUCCCAGGAGUCUUUGAGUAUCAUAAUAUCCGGGUAUAUGAUGAAGAGGCAACAGACCUCCUGGCAUACUGGAAUGACACUUACAAAUUCAUCUCUAAAGCAAAGAAGCAUGGAUCUAAAUGCCUUGUGCACUGCAAAAUGGGAGUGAGCCGCUCCGCCUCCACUGUGAUUGCAUAUGCAAUGAAGGAAUAUGGCUGGAAUCUAGACCGAGCUUAUGACUACGUGAAGGAAAGACGCACCGUGACUAAACCCAACCCUAGCUUCAUGAGACAACUGGAAGAAUACCAAGGCAUCUUGCUGGCAAGCAAACAACGGCAUAACAAGCUCUGGAGAUCUCAUUCAGAUAGCGACCUCUCUGACCACCAUGAACCCAUCUGCAAACCAGGGCUGGAACUCAACAAGAAGGAGAUCACCACCUCCGCAGACCAGAUUACUGAGGUGAAGACAAUGGAGAGCCACCCACCCAUACCUCCUGUUUUUGUGGAGCAUGUCCCACAAGAAGAAAAUCAGAAAGGCCUGUGUACCAAAGAAAGAAUGAUCUGCUUGGAGUUUACCUCCAGGGAAUUUCGUGCUGAACAGAUUGAAGAUGAAUUAAACCUGAAUGACAUCAAUGGGUGUUGUCUGAAUGAAGCGAAUUUCCCUCUUGAUAACUGCCAUGCAUCCAAAGCCUUAAGCCAACCUGGACAGGUUCCAGAAAUGGCCAACAAGUUCCCAGACUUAACAGUGGAAGACUUGGAGACAGACGCACUGAAAGCAGACAUUAACGUCCACUUACUGCCUAUGGAAGAAUUGACGUCUCGCCUGAAAGACCUCCCCAUGUCCCCUGAUCCUGAGUCACCAAGUCCCCACCAACCCAGUUGCCAGGCUGAAGUCUCAGAUUUCAGUACAGAUCGCAUAGACUUUUUUAGCGCCCUUGAGAAGUUUGUGGAGCUCUCCCAAGAAACCCGGACUCGGUCUUUUUCCCACUCAAGGAUGGAGGAACUGACUGGAGGAAGGAGCGAGAGUUGUCGAUUAGCAGUAGAAGUAACCCCCUGUGAAGGGACUGUGGAUGACCAGAGAAGCAGCUCCUUGAGUAAUACUCCCCACGCUUCUGAGGAAUCUUCAAUAGAUGAGGAACAAUCAAAGGCAAUCCCAGAACUGGUCAGCCCUGACAUCGUCAUGCAGUGUCACUCGGAAAAUGCAAUUUCAGUCAAAGAAAUCAUCACUGAGAUUGAAUCCAUCAGUCAAGGAGUUGGGCAGAGUCAGCUGAAAGGAGACAUUUUGUCCAAUCCCUGCCACACACCAAAGAAGAAUUCUGUCCAAGAGUUGCCCCUUGAGAGGACCCAGAGCCUAGAAAACAAACCAGAAAGUGUGGAGCAGAAUGAGGAUUCCUGUACCACCCAGCCUGAACUAGCCAAAGACUCAGGGAAGGGGGAGCCCGAAAGCUACUUAACCCCACAUGUGUCCACCACAGACUUGGAGGAGGAAGAAGCAGAGGGAGGCCAAGAGCUCGGGGGCCCAGAAGUGCACCCCAGUGCCAAGUGGUGCCCUGGGUCUGUCAGACGAGCCACGUUGGAGUUUGAGGAGCGGUUACGGCAGGAGCACGAGCACCAUGGCACUGCCUCUGCUUGUACCUCAUUGUCCACUCGAAAGAAUUCUAAGAAUGAUUUUCCUGUGGCAGACCUUCCACUGAAAGGGAAGAGUGAUGAAACCACCCUAGAACAUUCACUUGUCCCCAAGGAACUGGAAAUGAGCAAGGACAAAGGGAAGCAUGGUCGGGCUGAGUCUGACUCGCUACCCCACUCUGACCAAAAUGCCCUUGUCCCCACCACUGAGCUGCAGGCACCUUACCCCUCAACAGUCCCACAGGAGAGCCCAGGGUCAGAUGCUAAAACCAAACACGGAGUUUUAAAGGAGCAGAGGACUCUAGUGUCCUGCCAGGGCUCUGAGAUAUGGACUGCCCCUCUACCCCUGCCCAAGAAGAUAGAAAUCAUUGAGUAUACCCACACAGAGACUUCACCAGAUUACACCGGGGCAGGACAGGAUGUAGCCACCCCUGAGAAGAGUGAGGAGCAAGCAACAAGGAAGGUGAAAGUGGAGAAGACCAUCACUGUCUUCUGUGCCCUAGAUGAAAAUCUGAACCGGACUCUAGGUCCCCAACAGGUUUCUUUGCACCCCAAAGUGCUACCUCUGCCUCCCCCUUCCUCUCCUGAGCACAACGGGUGCACUGACCUGCCCCCAGCCAUCAGCAGCUCCGAAGAUGGGGGACACAGUCCCUCAACCACCCAGGACACAACAGCGCCUUUUGUCAGUCACACCACUCAUGUGCCAUCUGCCAGUUUGGAUUAUCUGCACCCCCAGACUGUGGUUCACCUGGAAGGCUUUACAGAGCAAAGCAGUACCACCGACAGUGAGCCCCUCACAGAACAGGGCUGUGGAGAAGACAGGCAGGAGUGUCACCUUUCCGGGAGCAAAGAAAUGCCAUACAGGGGCUCCCAACAGAGCAACGAAGACCUGAGUUUAAUUAGCAAACUUGGUGACAGUAUUGGGAACUUAGAAGAAAAACUGGAGCCAUCAUCUGGAGCCUGUCAACUCUCACACAGCUCUAGCAGCGACAAUAUAAAGGGUGUCAGUCACAGCCCCAGUGUGGUUAAGGAGCGCACUAAGGAAAUCGAGUCCCGGGUGACUUGCCAGGCAGGGGCCAGACCAUCCAAAAUAAAGCGUUCCAUGUCACUCGCCAAGUUAGGUUACUUGGACCUGUGUAAAGACUGUCUCUCAGAAAGGGAAUGUGUCUGCUCUGAGUCCCCUCAUCUCAAAUUGCUUCAGCCCUUCCUCAGAACAGACUCAGGCAUUCACACUGCCCAAGAGCCCCCCCAAAACCCAGAUGCCUCCCAGAACCCAGAGCCCACCAAGUAUUUUGUAGAGCAACUCAAAACAGCAGAGUGUAUCGUGCAGAGCAAGCCAGUGGAGAAGCCCCUGGUACAGUAUGCCAAAGAAUUUGGUUACAGUAAGCAGUGUUUGCUCCCUGGGGCUGGACUUGAAUUGACUAGCUCUGAAGGAGGCCUUCCCUUGCUGCAGACCCAGGGGCUGCCCGGUGCGGUCCCCGCUCCUAGGCUGGCCGUGGCCCCUCGUCAGCAGCAUGGCAGAACUCACCCCCUUCGGAGACUGAAAAAGGCAAAUGAUAAAAAACGGACAACCAACCCCUUCUAUAAUACCAUGUGAUUCUGAGCCUACACAUAAGACUUUCUUAAAGAAAUCUUUGUAAAAGGGGCAGGUGUAAUAUGUAAGGAAUAUGCACUUUAUUGGUUAAUUUUUAUAAUAUUUUGGUCAUUUUACUGUUCCUGGCGCAUGCAGGGUUUGGGUUUUUUUCUGGAUGACUGUGUUGUAUGUAUGUGUGAGAGAGAAGAGAGGUUUGGACACCAAGACCAUAUUAUCAUUUGUUUUUAGAAAAAUCAAACCUCAAAAAAUGCUCAUUUUCAAGAAACACCUUUAUCAAAGGCAAAUAAAUUGCUGUUUUUCAAUCAUCUGCCACCUGCUCCUCAUUUUGUCAUGAGGAAAGGCUGCUUGCUGGAGUGAGGAAGGAAGCAGAUAGGCAGGGUGGCACUGAGGCUGGAGGCUGGGAAUGUUCUUCAGGGCCUGUGUGAUGAUGGUUUGGUUCCAGACCUGAUGUAUUGGUUGGGCUUUAGCAAGGACAUCUGGACAUCAGAGGACAGUCAACCAUAGGGCCCAGUCUGUUGAUGUUCCAGAAGAGAGCAGUUUCUGCUUUGCCCUAAAGGGGGCCUUCCAGACUAUUUCUUCCAGUAUUUCCAAAUGUCUCGUUACAGAAAGUCUGCCUUCGUAGACUUAGCAAGCAAAUAAGUUAUUUUACCUGAGCUAAUACUUUGUUUUUAAUUAAACACCAAGCCUCAAAUUCAUUGCAAGAAAUACCCUGUAGAGAAAAGAAGGGGAGCCAUAGCAGUAAUACAGCAGGUAGGGGUGCUAGUCAUGCAUGCCUG
This is a messenger RNA of Suncus etruscus (white-toothed pygmy shrew), 5305 nucleotides long. It is a transcript of the gene SSH2, whose product is annotated as slingshot protein phosphatase 2. Gene Ontology annotation, molecular function: protein tyrosine/serine/threonine phosphatase activity; actin binding. The transcript has 14 exons. The coding region runs from base 270 to 4532 and encodes 1420 amino acids. Gene Ontology annotation, biological process: negative regulation of actin filament polymerization; protein dephosphorylation; actin cytoskeleton organization. NCBI's taxonomy places the organism in Eukaryota, Metazoa, Chordata, Mammalia, Eulipotyphla, Soricidae. Gene Ontology annotation, cellular component: cytoplasm. The record is from RefSeq and is a predicted model, not a curated record.